GAGAGAGAGAGAGAGAGAGAGAGAUAUCCAAGGACAGACAGCACUGAGGGGAGGGAAAAACACACACUCUGUCACACCUACCCCACAGCCUCACACAGCCUCUGUAAGAGACAGAACUGGUCCUGACAUUGUGAGGAAGAUGAAUGGCUGCAUGAGAGGAGCAUCCAGGACAGGACAUUAGCUCCUGAAGCUGCUGAGACAAAUACAUGCCAAGGACUACAAACAAACAGAGAGAGAGAGAGAGAGAGAGAGAGAGAGGGAGCACAGCAAGCCCAGAGGGAAGGACAGCAGCGUUUCAGAGAGGGGUAAAACAGAGUGGAAGAGGCAGGUUCAUUCUGCUGCUAAGGACCUUAAAAAGGAUUUAAACUGCAGAACUAAAAAGCUGCAUUUUGGGGUUUUGUCGUCCUCUCUGCAAACGGAAAUCCACUCCUUCUCUUUCUGCCUGCAGAGAGCUCCCAGUCCACCUCCUCCUGCUGCUGCUGCUGCUGCGAGGUUACAGUCUCCGUGCUUCUGUGCACAGCACCAGAACAGACUGCUUUGUAGUCCGAGACCAUGAGUGAGGCGAAGAAAGGUGAGCUAGCCAUCCGGGAUAAAGCCAUUCUGCACCAGCAGAGGCGUCUGAAGCAGGCCACCCAGUUCACACACAAGGACUCAGCUGACCUCCUGCCCCUGGACGGGCUGAAGAGGCUGGGCACGUCCAAAGACUUGCAACCUCACAGCAUCGUCCAGCGCCGCCUGCUGGAGGGAAACAUCACACGGCUGCGAGGGGAGGCCCGGGACCCCGGCAACAGGGUUCGGUCCCCGCUGGCCGACACCAAGGACGGAGCCGCCGACGCCGAGGAGAGGAGCGAGAGCACGGCCGACGACUCCACAGAGGAGAGGGAGUCUCUGGAGGAGAGCGAGAGGAGCUUACGGUCGGACGAGGAGGACGACAGCAGCGAAGCCGGAGCCAGACAGACGGCCGAGAAGACCGAGGGCACGGAAGACUCGACCCUCCUCACAGCUCUGGUUGUUCAGUGCAAGUGCUGCGAGACUGAAGUCAAGGCAUCCAUUAACACCGGCAGCCAACAUAACCACAUCUCCUCCUCCUGCUGCCAGAGGCUGGGAUUGGUGCCCAGUCAGGACAGUUCACCAUGUGGCGUGAGCGGCUCAGUGACGGAUCUGCAGCUGCAGCUGGGCAGACAGACGGUCCAGUGUUCAGCCUAUGUUAAAGAGGAUGAGGCGUUUGAGCUGUGCCUGGGUCUUCAGACUCUGUUGGAACUCAAAUGCUGCUUGGACCUGAGCAGUCGCGUCCUGAAGCUGCAGGGCUGCGGCGAGGAGCUGCCCUUCCUGAACCCUUCGACCGACAGCCAGUGCCACCAUGACACCAACGAGAACCUGUGAGCCCGACGCGACGCGACGGCGGCGGCGAUCGUUUUCCUCUAAUCCCGACCGGCUGCAGCAAAGUGGCGCGAUGCCGUUUGUGUCUGGACCAUCCGAUCACAAUGUCUCACACUGCCAGAACAUGGACGAGCAUUCGCCACCGUCGUUCUUGAGUUUACAUCAUUGUGUUUGUAGAAUUAAGACAUUCACCAUGAUUAUCUCUUAUAUUAAAUUAGUCUACUUUACAGAGCGGAUGAUUACCAGUUACGAGACAAUCCGAUCUCUGAGAGUCUAAUCAUUCUUUAUGAUUAUAUUGUAUAUUCAAACCACUUCCUCUGUUGAGCUGCCUGGGUGCACUGACGCUCUCCGAAAGGGAAAACCGUUAUAUAAUUAUAUGAAGUGGACAUUAGUGGAAUAUUUUGUGAUUUGGCUGUAAUUGUAAAACUAAAUCAUUUCAGUUUAGAUGUUGUUAAAGGAUUAGUUUAAUAUUUCGGGAGAUUUGCUUGUUUAUUUUCUUGCCGAAAGUUAAAUGAAGUCGGUACCACCUUCAUGUGCGAGGUGAAUGUGAAGCUACAGCCAGCGGCCAGUUAGCUUAGCUUAGCAUGAAGACGGGACACAGGGGUUAAACGGAUCGCCUGGUGCUGUCCAGCACCUCUAAAGCUCGCUGAUGAACGUGUUAUAUCUUGUUUGUUUAAUCUGUACAAUCUGUAAAAGUGCCAACUUGUGGUUUUAGAGAACAGGAAGUCACUGCUCCAGGCAGAGAAACAGUCCUGCAAAGUAAGGCCUAUAAAACCGCAACUUGACAUUUUUCCAUUUCAGUGUUUCUCCUGAUUUAAACGGUGGUUCCUAAAGCUUUUUUUUUUUUUUUUUUGUCUGACAUACUCCCACAGCCCAAUCAGAUGAGCAAGUACGCCUUCAUCAACAACAACAAUCAUCAUGUUCUAAAUGUCAUUUAACACUGACAAGCAGCGACAAUAUUUUUCAUACAAUUGAACUAAUGUUUAGGUCAGUUUCCAUUUGUACUUCUUCUACUUGAAGUAACAGGAGCUGGAAAUUUAGUUAGUUUAGCCACUCUGCGGUCUUACCACUUAACCACCGGCAACAGCUGAAGUAUUCCCCCCCCCUCCACGGUACAAACACUCCUCGUAUGGAGUCACAAUAAAACGAGACAUAAGCCGUGUCCCAGUUGAGGGGCCGCAUCCCUCGGUGGCUACAAAGGACUUGCGUAGACAGCGAAGGCCGAUCCGAAAUGAGACGGUCCGGUCGCGCCGCUUGAGACGCAACCCGUCUUCAAAUGCAGCCUCUGAAUGAUGCGGCCGCUGAAUCAGGACUCAGCUGUAAUAAGUGAGAUCGUAGUGUAUUGUGUUACCGUUGGGUAACUGUUGCUGGCUGUAACAUCAUAUUCACCAGACAUUUGUGAAAGUGGUAUCAAUCUUCUCGACAUCAACAUACACGAAUGUGAAUAAGCGAAUUUUUCCCGAAAUGUCAAACGUCAUUUCCUUUAAUAAUCAGCAUAACGGUACUCAGGAUGCCCUUGCUAGUGUGUUCAAAGGAAAUUCCUCAGAAGUCAGCUUGUGUAAUUAGGUGUGGAUCAGGCUACCUCCUUAAGAAACAAGGACCGGUUCUCAUCUAGAAUUUUAAAAAGAGUUUCUGAGGUACUUAUAUUCAGCUUUGUGGAGCCCCUUUUAGCUCUUUCUUUCCUUAUCAAAGAGACUGAUGUGGUUACAUUUUCCGGGAGCACACGCACACGUCUGUCGGACUGAAUCGCAGUAGUUCCCCAUAAAUCCCCUCCAAUAAAAAUAGACUUCAGGUCAGCCAGCCAAACAUAUUUGAGUCAGACUCAGCGACAGGAAUAUCAAAACAUUCCAUCUGCAUGACUUUGUAAAGUUCUGCCUUUGUAUAAGUCUGCAUGUUUGUGUACUAGUCUGAUUGUGUCACGUUGAAAGUCUGAAGGGGCUGGAUGUGUGUGUGUGUGUGUGUGCUUUUUCGUGUGCAUGUAUGUGUGUUAGGAGUCGAAGCAGGGUUUUUCUGCCUUGUCACGGCUUCGGUUUCACAUGUGUGUGUGUGUGUGUGGGGAGGGGUGGGGAUGGGGGGGUGGGGGGAGUCCUAUCUUCCCCCAAACCGGUCCACCGAGCUCUGGUCAGAAGAAGCUGCCAAAAGCCGACCCCAGCGGCCUUCCCUCUCUGCCUCUUUCAAGGAGAUUUUAAUCACUCGGCUGAGGCUGCACUCUGUGCCAAGGCCCCUCUUCAAGCUCAUCUCCCUCUUUAUUCAGAGGACCGGUCUUCUUUUAUGUAUUUACCACCUUUUUUUUGGGCUGACGUUAUUAUCCAUGUUGACACCUCAUGUUUUGCUGAUCUGCCCGUCGCGAGAGAAAACGAUAAGAACUCCCCACACUACAGUGCCACCUUUCUCUCUCGUCUCUCUUGUGUUUUCAUUUUGCGGAGAAUCAAGAGCUGCCUCAGAUGUGCUUACCGAAGGCCAUCAUGCUCCGCUUUAAUGACACCUGAGCCGUGCCGUGCUUCUGACUGUGCUACGAGUAUCCAUCUGACCUCUUCAUGGAGGUUGUCCACAUGUAGAUUGGCAAUGUUUGUUUCUCUUUGAUGUACUAGUGACCUUCCUACGCCGUGUGAGAGGAAUCGAUGUAUGACAGAAGUUUAUUUUUGGUGUUUCUCUUCUUCUGAACAGUAUUUUCUCUGCCUAAUAAAAUAUGUAUUCUGGCUA
Messenger RNA from Seriola aureovittata, 4083 nucleotides. It is a transcript of the gene nrip2, whose product is annotated as nuclear receptor interacting protein 2. The coding region runs from base 553 to 1383 and encodes 276 amino acids. Gene Ontology annotation, biological process: proteolysis. Gene Ontology annotation, molecular function: aspartic-type endopeptidase activity. The record is from RefSeq and is a predicted model, not a curated record. The transcript has 6 exons. Lineage: Eukaryota; Metazoa; Chordata; Actinopteri; Carangiformes; Carangidae.